AUGUCAGCCCGAAGAGCGAGGUACAAGCCUGGAGCUGCGGGCGGCAGCGCUGCUGUUGCCGCGACUCAACCUCCGUCGUUCUCCAUACCCCUUACAGACACUUCCAAGCCCGUGGCAUUCCCAGCCAACUUCCAGAAGCACAUCGCCCUCGAGUUCGCCAUGCGGUACCUUUGCGAGCCUGCCGGCUGUGAAGAUACCAAGGGUGCUGCGACUGAGCGCUACAUCAAUGGCAACAGGGAGGGUAGGAAAAAUCUUCCCACACACACCAACGAGAAUCACAGGCCGGCUACGGCGACGCAACCAGCGUCAAGCAUGGGAAGAGCGAGUCCUCACAAGGUCAGCGUUUUCGUGGACGCCGUAUCAUCCGCCAUAGGGCCGGCUAUGAUGGAAACAACUACAGGCAAGGACGGUGCGCAUCGUGCUGAUACGGCUGGGGGGGCAGCAGCGACGAUGCCGUCGCCUCAGUCGAAAGCGGCAACAACCACCGCCCGCGACAGGAACGCCUGGCGCCGACAAAACGGCGACCUGGCCAUGAGGAACACCGAGACGAGUCGCGGGCUUCUUACCAACAACCGCAACUUCGAGAAGCGCGCUCAACGAGAGCGGGGCCAUCAGCACGGCCGACAAGCGAACACCGGAGCGUCCGGGGAUGGGGUUUCCAAAAGAAACCCGGUGGCUUUGCAACAGAAAGGGGGCGUGGGAGGUGAUGUUGCCGGGAGCGACGGCGGCGGUGGCGGAACUUUCGACGAGCAGGUGCCCUGCGAUGCGGUAGAGUUUGCUCAAGAGAGAAGAAAGAUGCUCGACCCUCCCAAGGUGGACAUGUCAGCUAUUGCAACGGUCCAAGCCGCUUUCGCCAGGAAUUUUUCGUUCCACAAGCACGGAGAAAAGUUCACAGAUAUUUCAGUGCGGUCGUCGCUCAAGAAUAUUAUCAUGUCCGAGGGUCCAGGGAGGCUAAUCGGGUUGCUGUCCCACUACCUGUACUGGAUCAUGUUGCUCCCCUUCGUGCUGGCGCAUAAGGACCGCGACGACUGCGUGCUUCUCAAGAACGACUACCGCUUGUCCAUGAGGAAACAGAAGAAGGAGAGAGAAAAGAGCAAGGAUUACAUCAGCACCCUUCACUCCGCAAGGAGGGCGCCAGGAGCCUGA
Ectocarpus siliculosus is the source of this 1146-nucleotide messenger RNA. The record is from the annotation of a GenBank genome assembly. Lineage: Eukaryota; Phaeophyceae; Ectocarpales; Ectocarpaceae.